Apiotrichum porosum is the source of this 1341-nucleotide messenger RNA. RefSeq lists its product as uncharacterized. Lineage: Eukaryota; Fungi; Basidiomycota; Tremellomycetes; Trichosporonales; Trichosporonaceae. Gene Ontology annotation, molecular function: glutamate-5-semialdehyde dehydrogenase (NADP+) activity; NADP binding. The coding region runs from base 1 to 1341 and encodes 446 amino acids. The record is from RefSeq and is a predicted model, not a curated record. The transcript has a single exon.
AUGGCCGAGUCUACCGCCAUUGCCGCCCGCCGCGCCUUUGAGGCAUCGCAGCUCAUCGACCCCGCAGAGCGUGACGUUGCUCUCGCCGCCAUCCGUGACGCUCUCGCCGAGGCUCGCGAUGAGGUCCUCGCGGCCAACGUCAAGGACAUGGAGGCUGCCGCUCCCCUCGUCGAGUCGGGCAAGCUGUCCAAGUCUCUGUUGUCGCGUCUUGACCUUGGCCGUCCGGGCAAGUACGACGCCAUGCUCCAGGGUAUCACCGACGUUGCUGCCCUCCCCCUCCCCACUGGCCUGGUGACUUUUGCCAAGGAGCUCGGCCCCGAGCUCGAGCUGCACCGCGUGACCUGCCCCGUUGGUGUCCUGCUCGUCAUCUUUGAGGCGCGCCCCGAAGUUGUGGUCAACAUUGCUGCCCUGGCCAUCAAGAGCGGCAACGCCGCCAUUCUCAAGGGUGGCAAGGAGAGCACCUACUCUACCCAGGUUCUCAGCGGCAUCAUUGCCCGUGCGCUGGCCAAGACCUCCAUCCCGGCCACGUUUGUCCAGACUGUCUCGACGCGUGACGAGAUCUCGUCCCUCCUUGCUCAGGACAAGUACAUUGACCUCGUCAUGCCCCGCGGUGGCAACGAGCUUGUCAGCCACAUCCAGAACAACACCCGCAUCGCUGUCAUGGGCCACGCCGACGGCAUCUGUGCCGUCUACCUUGACGAGAGUGCCGACGAGAACAAGGCGGUUCGUGUCACGGUCGAGUCCAAGAUCGACUACAUGGCUGCGUGCAACGCCGUCGAGACUCUGCUCGUCAACGAGAAGGUCGUCAACACCGUCUGGCCCAAGGUCGCCAACGCUCUCGCUGCCGUUGAUGUCUCGCUGAAGUGCGAUGCUGCCACACUCGGUGCCAUUGCGGGCUCGCCCGCUGCCGACAAGGCCACUGCCUCCACCGAGGAGGACUACAGCACCGAGUUCCUCGGUCCCACCAUUGCCGUCAAGGUCGUCCCGUCGGUCGAGGUGGCCAUCCAGCACAUCAACGAGCACUCGUCGCACCACACCGACUCGAUCGUCACCGAGGACGAGGCCUCGAUGUCGGCCUGGGCCCGCGGUCUUGACAGUGCCAACUGUUUUGUCAACGCCUCCACCCGUUUCGCCGACGGCACUCGCUACGGCCUUGGUACUGAGGUCGGAAUCUCCACCGGCAAGACCCACGCCCGUGGCCCCGUGGGUCUCGACGGUCUUGUUAUUUACAAGUAUGUCCUCCGUUCCAAGAAGGCGGACGGAUCCGUCAUUGCCGACCACGAAAAGGGCGGAAAGGGAUACACCCACACCGACCUUCCCCGUGGCAACCCCCCCUUCUGA